Pyrenophora tritici-repentis Pt-1C-BFP is the source of this 1520-nucleotide messenger RNA. Its product is annotated as Trichoplein multi-domain protein. Lineage: Eukaryota; Fungi; Ascomycota; Dothideomycetes; Pleosporales; Pleosporaceae. The record is from RefSeq and is a predicted model, not a curated record.
AUGAAGUUGAACAUAAGGGGAGCCCGCAGCUAUAUCUGCGGUGCUGGGGAGAUGCGGUCCUGGAGCAGGAUCCUGCACAGGAAGAAAGCGGAGGUUCCCAAGGAACCAGAUUCCGCACCGCAACUCCCCAAUCUCCCCUUCAACAACAACAACCAAAAGCAUGACAUGACCGGGUCAGCUUGGACCUCGGACGACACUUCUCGCACUGCAGACGCUGCACUACCACGCAACACCUCACCCACCACGAUGCCGCCACACACCUCACCCCGCAACGUCUCAGGCCCGCUCGCUGUCGACAAGCCCCCCAUGAGCCCUCUGAGCCCCAUGAGCGCCGACGAGAACAGCUCAUGGGCGCGCCCAAACCACUACAACACACCCAACUCCAAGACAUCGCAGUACAUUGAUAAGAUCACGCAAGAAAACGAUCGUCUGCGUCGCGAGCUGCGAGCCGAGAAGCUUGCGCGAGAAGACGAGGCCAAACGAGUGUCGGCCGCCCAAACCAAAGCCGAGGAUUCUCGCGCCGAGUACGAGCACUGGCAGGUUCUCGCCAGUACCAAUGCUCGAGCCAUCGAACGCAAAGACCGGAAGCUGGAAGAGCUCAAGGCAUUGCUGGACAUCGAAGUUGCCAGGAGGAAGUCCGCAGAGCUGCGCGCCGAGGAAGCCCUGAAGAUGCUCGGAGACACGCGGUCCGAGACACAACGGCAGCUGUCACAAGCAUACGAGAUGAAGGGAAUGGCCGACACCAACCUUGAGACUGCCCGCGAUGGCUUCAAGCGCAUGACAGAGGGAUACGAGCGCAAAAUCCGCCAGAUCAACGACGAGCUGAACGAGCUGCGAAGGAAGCGCCUCGAGGACGCCGACAAGAUCAAGCGCCAGGCCAUCAUCAGCGACCAGCUCCAACACGAGUCGUCACGAGCUAUCCGCACCGAGGCCAAGCUGACCAAUCUCAUGGAGGCUUACAAGACCGAGCACAAAAAGGAGGUGGAGCAGCUCGUCCAGGAGGCAGAGAAGCUGCGACGUGUACUCCCCGAGAAGGAGCGUGAGGCCCAAGAACUGGUUGACUCGCUGUGCCAGACUCGCGAUAAGAUGCGCUGGGUCAUGACUCAACAGCAGCGCCAGACUGGGACCUGAAUCCAUCUUCCCCACACUUCGCACCAUUGCCCACCAACACGGUAGAGGAAAUAGACAACUACCGAAACAAAACGGACACGAAACCGCCACAUUCGACGGUACACCCCCGGUGCAUAGACGAAAUACCCAUUGGUCUCUGCUCCCCAUACAGCACGACGAUAAUGACCAAGUUUUGUUUCCCGGGGUUCAUGGCAAUCUGUAACAUAUCUGGAUACGGCGUUGGGGUUUGGGCAAGUAUCACCGUAUCAUGCGAGGAUGAGAAGGCGCUUUCUGGGUAUCACGAGCAAGUCCAAUAGUAUGCUCGUGGGGUCAUUUGAGUCGGUUUGCAUUUUCGUGCACGCAUAUUUACAUACUGGUUCUUUCACCUAAUUCAAUUUGUCACUCUGGUC